This is a messenger RNA of Cryptomeria japonica (Japanese cedar), 846 nucleotides long. RefSeq lists its product as uncharacterized. The transcript is spliced from 2 exons. The record is from RefSeq and is a predicted model, not a curated record. NCBI's taxonomy places the organism in Eukaryota, Viridiplantae, Streptophyta, Pinopsida, Cupressales, Cupressaceae. The coding region runs from base 126 to 584 and encodes 152 amino acids.
CUGAUCUUUAUUCUUUCUGCAACAGUUUUGCCGCUAAGAGGUUCAAAGGGUUUAGGGUGUAAGCAAUAUUUUUCUGCAGAGAAAGACUAAGUUGAUCUUUUUGGACGGAUAAGAAGGAAAGAAAGAUGAAAGGCAACGGAAUUACUAAGCGUUCACAGAGAGGGCGAAGGAAUUUUCUGAAAGCGCUGCGAAAUUAUUUGAUGUCGGAUUCAUACAUGUAUGGCGCCCUGAUUAACCCUAACAAUUAUAGUGCUUCUUCAGAUGCUACUGCGCUCACCAGGACACAAGGAACUUUUUGGCAAGCAAAAAAAACUAGUGUUACUUUAUCAUCUGCAAAAUUUCACACGUCCUUGAAACCAUUGGCGAGUCAUUCAAAUGAGACUGACAUUCCAAUUACUCAUGACAAUCAUGAUGCAAACUGUCAGGAUGUUCCUAUAGAAAAGACUGAAAAGGUCAAGCAUGUAAUUGAACAUUCUGCAUCUCCAUCAACAAUAGAUCACACCAAUCAAACUGGUAAACCAACCGCAGUCACUAAAAGGCAUCUUGAAAAUGUGAAGAGAACUUCCCGGAAGAAAAGUAGUUAAGAUUUAUCUCCUCUGGUUCUCUAGUGUCGUAGCGGGUACACCAGAUAUUCCUCCCAGGUAAAUGUAAUGUAAGUAACAUCCUAAUAAUGAUUUUGAUUAUGAAAUGGGAACUUUUAUUGUAUUUAUGCCUCAAAAAUUGUGUCUCCUCCCUGAGAUAUAAUGUAUUCGUGGAAGAAAGGUUGCCAUAUUCAUUGAAAAAUGAUUUUGAAUUCAAAGCAUGAAAUUGUAAUUAACAAAUAAUAAAUUCAUUCUUUUAGGGUAA